Molecule: messenger RNA, 1987 nt
Organism: Aspergillus heteromorphus CBS 117.55
Lineage: Eukaryota; Fungi; Ascomycota; Eurotiomycetes; Eurotiales; Aspergillaceae
Product: VHS domain protein
Exons: 9
Coding region: 1-1920 (639 amino acids)
Biological process (GO): Golgi to endosome transport; protein transport to vacuole involved in ubiquitin-dependent protein catabolic process via the multivesicular body sorting pathway; Golgi to vacuole transport
Cellular component (GO): trans-Golgi network
Molecular function (GO): ubiquitin binding; phosphatidylinositol binding
Source: RefSeq, a predicted model, not a curated record
AUGGUGGCGAGGGACCGCUUCGGUGGUGCCUACGCUGACCUGGGCUUAACACCGCUGCAACGGGCCAUUCGCAAUGCAUGCGAUCUCUCGCACUACGAACCCAACCUCGCCCUCAAUCUCGAAGUGGCCGAUCUGAUCAACUCCAAGAAAGGCAAUGCACCCCGCGAAGCUGCCUUCGAAAUCGUCCAUCUUAUCAACUCGCGGAAUCAGAAUGUAGCUUUACUGGCAUUGGCGCUCCUCGACAUCUGCGUCAAGAACUGCGGAUACCCGUUCCACCUCCAGAUCAGUACCAAGGAAUUCCUGAAUGAGUUGGUGCGGCGGUUCCCCGAACGGCCGGCGCUGCGGCCGUCGCGGGUGCAGCACCGGAUCUUGGAGUCCAUCGAGGAGUGGAGGCAGACGAUCUGCCAGACAUCGAGGUACAAGGAGGAUCUGGGAUUCAUCCGCGACAUGCACCGGCUAUUACUCUACAAGGGCUACGUGUUCCCGGAGAUUCGACACGAGGAUGCGGCGGUGCUGAAUCCGAGCGAUAACCUGCGUUCGGCGGAGGAGAUGGAGGAGGAAGAUAAGGAGGCGCAGUCGGCGAAGCUGCAGGAGCUGAUUCGCAGAGGAACUCCCGCGGAUCUGCAGGAGGCUAAUCGACUGAUGAAGGUGAUGGCGGGCUACGAUAACAGACACAAGACGGACUACCGGGCGAAGGCCGCGGAGGAGGUCGCCAAGGUACAGCAGAAGGCGAAGAUCUUGGAGGAGAUGCUCCAGAGUCACCAGCCGGGCGACCGGGUCGCAGAGGGGGAUGUGUUUGAGGAACUGGCGGGUGCGCUCCAGAGUGCUCACCCAAAGAUCCAGCGGAUGUGCGAGGAGGAGGGGGAUGAUCCGGAGGCUGUUCACAAACUGCUGGAGAUCAACGACAGCAUACACCGCACGAUCGAACGCUACCGGCUCGUCAAGAAGGGCGACUGGCAGGCUGCCGCACAGAUCCCCAAGGGCACGCUGGGCACGACGACGGGAGUUUCGAAGAACGCGAACAACCAGCUGUCGCUAAUCGACUUUGACCCGGAGCCGGCUCCCAGUGCGAAUGGCAAUGGCAACGGCGCCGCGGCCGCGACGGGGGGCAGCGCGUUGGAGAACGAUCUCCUGGGGCUGUCAAUAGACGAGCCUGUCCCGGCGCAGGGCGGGAUCUCGUUAGGACCAGCGGUUGCGACAUCGUCUGCUACGCCACCGAUGCCCCAGGCGCCGGCUGGCUUCAAGCCCAACUAUGAUAUCCUUUCCUCACUGGGCAGCACAUCCCGAUCACCCUCGCAGUCGUCCACCCCGGUCCCCCACGCACGACCCCAGAGCAUAGCUACCACCAACAUCACGACUACGGCGACUCCGCCACCCCCUGCCGUCGACCCGUUUGCGUCCCUGGUCUCCGCCAGUCCCCGGCACGCGAGCCCCGUGCCAUCCGGGUCCCUGCUCGAUCUGGCAGGAAGCGGGCCCGUGCAACCGGUUGGCGGCGGAAAGUCGGCAGAUGAGGACGAAUGGAAUUUCGCAUCGUCGCUGCCGGAGAGCAACCUGCUUCCGAGCAGCAACCGAGUCGUGGUGCUGAGUUCGGCACUGCGGAUUGAAUUUGUGGCGCGCCGACCCCCGCAGCAACCGCAGCAGAUCCAUGUCGUGGCCUUGUUUUCGAACGGAACGAGCCAGCCGUUGCAGGAGCUACACUUCCAAGUGGCUGUCGAGAAGGCAUACACGCUGCAACUCCGCCCGCAAUCCGGGCGGGAGAUCGCACCCCUGCAGACGAACGGGGUGCAGCAGGAGAUGCUGGUGGACGGGGUAGCCGGGGGCAAGGGCAACUCGAUCAAGAUCCGGUUCCGGGUGUCAUACCGGGUGGGCAGCGAGCGCAAGGAAGAACAAGGCAUGGUGCCGCCGUUGGGGAUUGCCUGAGAGGCCGGCAGGAAUGGGUUUCUAAAUUGGACAGGGUUCGGGGGAUUUCCACCACCUGCCAAGUAUC